This is a messenger RNA of Cetraspora pellucida, 948 nucleotides long. The record is from the annotation of a GenBank genome assembly. Lineage: Eukaryota; Fungi; Glomeromycota; Glomeromycetes; Diversisporales; Gigasporaceae.
AUGGAUAAUGAUCUUACUGAUUUUAAUAUCAAAUGGAUUAAGCCUCUUCGUAAGGAUAGGCUAUUCACUAUUAUUUAUAAUACUUAUCAGCUUCAGAAUGAUAAAACAUUCCGCUUGGUUCCUAAUAAAGAAACUAUAUUAGCUGAACUUUGGGAUUGGGCUAGGCAAAUAUCUUCACUACCUUCUGAGAAACAAACAUGCACAUCACUCAUCUGUCACCUUAGAAAAAAUAUACAAGGAAUUGUUCAUGCUCUCAAAACUGAUUUUCCAGAAUUACAGAUUAAAGAAUAUUAUGAGCCUAUCCCUAAAUACGAUGAAAAUGUUAUAUUGUUAUUUCAAGUUGUGAAGGUAAAUUCUGCUAUCGUUAAAGCAGAGGAAAUAUUAGCAAUAACUAAUGCUACUAUUGUUAAUUAUGAGACUGCUGAAUUUUUGGAAAACAAGCUGAAGAAGACUUUAGAAGAGAUAUGCUCUUUAGACCGGCAUCAUAUUGCAGAUUGUUAUGGGAUUUUGCCUGAAUUAUUAACUGAGAAAUUUAUCUUGAAGAUUUGCAUAUCAGCUAGAGAUAUUGAUAAUAGAGUUAAAUAUAAAGCUGAUAAUGUUAAAAUGUGCAUUGAUUCUCCUAAAGUGAUAUCAUAUCUCCAGGAUUUAGUUUUUAGAAUGGCUCGAGUAUUUGACAAUACAGAUGCAUUAUGUAGAGCUAAAAAAUCGGGAUUAAAAACAAUUCGAGCGAAACUUGGUUUACUGAAUUCAGCACUAUAUGCAAUAUAUGAAUUAAAAUUUAAGGCUAUAGAUAAGAAUGCUAGAUAUUAUUAUCUAGUUAGCUCAUUUGAUGAUGAAGAUGCCCCAAAGCUUCCAUUAUAUCAAACAAGAGAAGAAAUAUACUGGGUAAAUGAAAAAGAUACUCGGUAUGGCUAUAGUAAGCUUUUACUUGAUGAAAUAUUAAUAUAA